Gossypium raimondii (Peruvian cotton) is the source of this 483-nucleotide messenger RNA. RefSeq lists its product as uncharacterized. Bases 1 to 483 code for a protein of 160 amino acids. The transcript has a single exon. Lineage: Eukaryota; Viridiplantae; Streptophyta; Magnoliopsida; Malvales; Malvaceae. The record is from RefSeq and is a predicted model, not a curated record.
AUGAUAAACCUUUUAAGCACAGGCAAGAGCUGGUACAAGCGUUUCCAGUAUGACGAAGAUGUAGACAAGCCUGGCGAUGUUCGAAACAUUUUGUUAAUAGUAGCAACCCUCAUAGCUUCCGUUACCUUCCAAGCUGGUGUCACCCCUCCUGGUGGCGUAUGGCAAGAUGACAAAGAUGGACAUCGUGCAGGCCAAGCCAUUUAUGCAUGCAAAUUCACCGCCUACUAUGUUUUCUUGCUCGCCAACACCAUCGCUUUCUCCACCUCCGUACUUGUUAUCAUCUCUCUCACUUGCAGGUUCCCUUUCCACCUUGAAAUUAUUAUUGCCACGAUUUCGAUGAUCGUCACUUACGGUUCGGCGAUUUUCGCCGUAACUCCCAACGAAUUGGUGAAGUUUCGACUUAUCAUGCUCGCCGCUGGCGUGCCUUUUAUUAUUCGGGGGUUGAUUCAGCUAUUCAACGUCAUCUUUAGAAGUAAUAAAUAA